AUCAUUUUUUAAAAUCUGGGACACUAUGGGCUUGUUUACAUUAUGAAAGAGAGAAUAAAAAGCUAGAUAAAUGUAUCUUGGUUUGCAUAAUCAUUGCCAUUGCGUUCGACGUACCACCCUGAAUUGUGGCCAUCAAUCGCGGGAAAAUCAAGGUGUAUGUGUGCGCACUCCACAUAAACCUGACACAGUUCAGACAAAAAUGUCCUCAUAUUUGCACAACAGCGUAAGUUUGUAUUGUUUAUUUGGAGGGUUCAGAGUCAAUGGAUCCCAUGAUUUUGAUUAUUUUCCAGGGGGGUCACACUGACCUGUCUGUAAUAUUGUGAGGGGUCAUGACCCCCCGCCCCCACACACACACACAAUUCUACACCCCUGCCUUUGCAUACGCCACAUUUAUACAUUUCUGCAAGUAUACACAACAAAAUUAUCUUCAAUAUGUCUCUGGAAAUGUAGAAUAAUGUAAACAAGCCCUUUGUCUUGUGAAAUGUUAAAAAUGUACAUUUAAGCCACAUAGCAGAUACUCUUAUACAGAAUGAUUUACAACAGUUAGUCCAUACAUUCAUUUCACCAUACUGCGCCCCGUAAGACUCAAACGCACAACCGUGGUGUUGUUAGCGCCAUGCUCUACCAACCAAGCUUCAUAGGAUCACCAAUGGAGUAGCUGUUGUACAAUAUGGAUCAUGCAUUUGCAAAAUGUAACAAAUCUUUAUAUUUAGGUUCUAUGUAUAACCUUCUGUAAAGAGUUCUUCCUAACACCAAACAUGGUUUACCUAUGGGAAUAACCUUAAAAAACCUUUAUUGUUCUAUACUUUUUUUUGAGUGUAGUCAAACAGUGUAACCAAUAUUCUUUGUUGAGGAAACCAGUAUAUUUAGCAAAAACAGAACUAACUUACUUUACAAUUGUCUCAUCUUGACAGAACCAUGCCACUUAGCAGUUAGCAUCAUGCUAACAUCUCCCAGUAGUACCAUGAAUAAGGCCUAUUCCUCUAGCAAGAUUGUGUACAAUACAGGACUGUAAAUGGAUAAGCCAGUUGUGUAAUCUCCUGUAGUUCCACCCAGUGUUGGUAGAGCAUGGCACUUGCAACACAUAAUGUAACACAUUUCUAUGUUUAUUAUGCUACGUCUGGCGUGUGCGACCCUGCUGAGGUCAAGCAUCAUGUUUGUGUCUGUGAACUCCUUAGAUAAUAGAGAAGGAAUGAUGGGAGAGAGGGAAGAGGAGAGAAGUAGAAACAGGUGUGUUGGUGGGCGGGUGAGUUAGUGUUAGGGGGUGGGGGAAGGCAGAGGGGACCGGUGAUAUUUAAGCCGCUGUCCGACUCUCUCUUCAUUUAUCUUAUACAUCUCUCCUUCACUCCAUCUCUCUCUCAUCUCUCUCCCUCUUCGUCAAAGAAGUACCUCCAUCAGCACUCAGGUAAAAUGGACGCAUUCAAGCUGAGUUGUGUCUCUCUUCUUGUCUGUAAUAACUAAUAAUUAUUUUCUGGAAUUAACUAUACCCUUGUUUUUAUAUUUGUGGCUUGUUGGAAGAACAGUAUUUGUUACAGUAAUCUGCCCUGGGAGUAGCCCUUGGAAUCCAGAGCAAUAAGACUUAUGGGGCGAUAAGUUGAGCUCAUCACCUUAAAAUGUAUUUACUUGGAAAUAACAGUACCUGCGAUCUAAUGCUUAGACAAUUAUUUUAAUCUUUAAGUAAAAAUAUUUUCCUUUUUCAAAUUUUCUAAUUAAUUAGUUAAUAAUCUUCACUUUACAUGGGGAAUUGUUAAAAGUGUCAACAAAACGUACGUUCAGAGUAAUGUGCCAGAAAAGCAUUUGUCUGCUAUAUUUCAAGUGCUCAAUAUUGUGUUACUGUCAACAGUUUGGUCGCCAUGGUUAGCAUUUGUCUUCUGUCUGUCAAUGAGUCAACUGACCCAUAUAGAUGUUCUUGUCAGAGCCAAUCUCUCUCCUCUACCAUGCUUUUUUGCCUUCUUCUACUCAUUACUGAGAUAAAUUAUCUUUCUUUACCAAAAUAGAUAAUGUUAAUAAGAUGAUGUUUAUUAUGUCACAAGUCAACUUAAGUCUGCAACUUUUGUGCCUACAGUAUUAAUGCUGCUUUAACAAAUAGAAUGAUAAUUCCACAGUUAUUCAGUGAAUAAGAAUCUGCUGAAGCAGAUUCUGUUAUCAAAAUGUAUACUGGACUGAUGUUAUUUCCUGUAAUGCGGGGCUAGCUACAGCACUGUGGUUUGAAUCCAACUCAUAAUGCAAACUUUUUGGGACCUUCACUCAUCCCUACACUAUUUAAUCCAGCACAUAGCCUGGCACACCUACCAUUUAAAGUUGACCUUAUUGGGAAUUAAAAUAUCAUCCAAUGAGGGUGAACUUACAAAUACUACAAGGAAUGGUUCCAAAUAGAAUUGUAUUUCUGAUGUUCGAAAAUCUAAACAAACAGCUUUGCAUUCAGUCAAGCCAAAGCCAACCACUUUACUUUACAAAAGAGAAGCUAACUAGCUUGCCGACAAUAUUAUAUUCAGUGUUGGGCAGGAAACAGAUGAAAUAGAUUAAGGAACCCCAUUCCUUCUUGCCAGAAUUUCACACUACUAGUACUAUAUCCCUUCUAAAAUCUAAUUAUACAACCUUAAUGGCUUACAUUACAUUUUUUAUUAACAAUACCCUUCAAUUAAUUGAAUGAUGAAUUCUAUAUUUCUCACUCAAAUUAAGAGAACCGAUAAAAAAUAUAAAAGUUGUAAUGAGAUAUACCUGUUCUGUACCGCCCCCAAAAUUAAAAUGAAUAAAGGUUAACGUCAGUUAAGGGAUAGGUUUUGCAGUAGUGAGAGAUUGUAGUGGCCUCAGGUUUUACUAUAGAAGGUUUGACGUGUGAGUGUGUGUGUGUCUAUGUGUGUUGUACAUGUGCAACUCGGGUUACCAGACUACCUGGACUGAGCUACUGAUUGUGUUUGCCAUGUAGUUUAUCUGCUUUUUAACAGCAUUGUGUUUCACUCCUGUCACCGUUACAUGAUCGAUAUGAUUCUGAAAACCAUGACAACUCCAUCUUAAGUUACUGCAGUGACUUUAUUGUUACUCAACAAGUAGCUCUCAAGUCAAAUGAGAGAUAAAAAAACAAAGAGAAACUGAUCCUCUUACAAUAUUACAGGUGUUAAAAAAGUGAUUAAAUAAUUGGUGUGUUGACUCUCUAACCAGGUUGAAGGCUUUUCACCCCAACUACUAGCUAUGUGAGUCAGUGUCUUUGACAAUGACCUAUCUGUGUCUGUGUGUGCAACAGUCUCUCCAACGAAACCAGCUCAAGAAGACUGCAAGAUGCCGGAAACAAUGUGUUAUGUCCAAGGAACCUUCUUCCAACCUGGAGAGUGCCAUGCAGAUGCUGAUCAAAACCUUCCACAAGUAUUCUGGGAAGGAAGGGGACAAGUACACUCUGAGCCGGGGAGAGCUGAGAGAGCUUCUUACAGAGGAGUUGGGAAGUUAUCUUGGCAAUGCCAGGGAUGGUGAAGGGGUUGAGAAGGUGAUGAACGACCUGGACGCCAACAGCGACGGCGAGGUGGACUUCACCGAGUUCAUAAUCCUGAUGGGAGCCCUGACGGUGGCCUGCAACGACUUUUUCAUGGAAUACAAGCCUGAAAAACUUGUUCACACGCCCUUCGAGAAGAAGGAGGCAAAUACAGAGGCGAAGAAAGACUGAAGGAUGGAGGGAAAUGGGGCGGGGGGCUGGCUGAGCAGGGGCAAUGAACUGUGGUGCACAACUGCAAAAGGGUGCAAUGUUAUGUUAUGGGAUUUCCGAACAGUGUGAAUUGUGAAAGAGGCUGAGGAACCUAUCAGACACUGCUAAAGUAAGAUUUAUCUGAUGGACAGUCAGAUAGAAAAAAAGCAGUCUGUUCUCUCUGCAACUAUCCAAACAGUUUUCCUACCAAAAUUAAUUCACAGAGCUCAACCCAGAGACUCUGUGUUUUCAUAAUCACAUAGGCAGUGUAUAGGGCAGUGUGUGUGGUCUUUAUACAGUCACAAAUUCCUAUUCAACAAUUAAUAUGCUUUAGUUGUAUAUCCAGGAGGGAUUUCAUAGAAAAUUUUAUUUUUUUGCAGUGGAUGUAAUUGCAACACACCACCUACUGAAUCAGAUCUGAGCAUGAAACACAACAGGUUGAUUGUCAGUGUCAAAUUAACCUGACAAUGAUGAAACUUAGACAUAGAUCUUAUAGAUACCGAAUCAUUAUUUCAGAUAUUUAUUAUACAUUCAUUAUAUACAGAUAUUCAGUGUUGAGCAUUUGAAUAUAAUUUACCAUUUUCUUUUCAACUAUUUUAUUAUCAUUGUUUUGGUAAUUACCCAUGCCUUAUUAAAAAUAUUAAACUUGACAUUUAACCAGCUAUCAAUCAACAUUCCUUGUUCUUUGGCAGUGAAUAAAUAUGUCUUCCUGUAGCUUGAUAGUAAUAUACAUGUAAUAUACAUGUCAUGUUUUUUGCCAAAAUGUGCCUCAUGUCAUCUAAACCCCUAACUUUAAAACUUGGAAUUUCAUGGCUAACUGACAUGUGAUAGUGAUUAUGCUUAUAAAUUAUGCACAUUUGAAAAACGUAUUGCACAUCCAGCCCAAAAUAGGAUGUCUAAAAAGAAAUGUAUUCAAAAAAGUCCCGGACCAUUUUGUUCACCACAAAUCAAAAGUACUGUCAGCCUUCACGGAUUUGUCCAUUGGUUAAACCCAAGGAUAGCUAUUGUUUAUGUGCAACUAAACUGAUCUUCAUGUCAAUAAAUGGCAACCUGUAAACUGAAUGGAUACCAAAGUUUGGUUUGUGGCCUGCUCAUGCUCUGAACAGUUCCUUUGGCUCGUCAAAAGUGAAACUAAGUUGACUCUUUUGUCAUUUGAAUUUGUUGAUGAUAGGGAGACAUUCCCCAAAAUUUCAAUGUACAUGCUAACGGCCUAAAAGUCUACAUUGUCAUAAUGCGCAAUAAAAAUUAUAGAUUA
Messenger RNA from Esox lucius (northern pike), 4931 nucleotides. RefSeq names its product S100 calcium binding protein S (gene s100s). NCBI's taxonomy places the organism in Eukaryota, Metazoa, Chordata, Actinopteri, Esociformes, Esocidae. The transcript is spliced from 3 exons. The record is from RefSeq and is a predicted model, not a curated record. Bases 3215 to 3658 code for a protein of 147 amino acids. Gene Ontology annotation, molecular function: calcium ion binding.